AUGAUUUUAAAUGUUUUCUUUGUAACUGCCGCUGUUUUGUCUGUAAUUAUUACAAUCGGACAAUCAUGUUGUUUGGUAGGUGAUAUCGUUGACGGUACCGUAAAUAACGCCGUAUCAAAUGUUGGAUCAGUUACAAAAAGUUUGGGUGUUUCUUCUGUAUUAACCUCAAGCGGUAAAGACAUUUUUGAAGUUUUUGAUGGAUUUUCCGUUGAAGUAGUUAUUGAUUUUUUCAAAAAAAAAGGUCAAACUGAUUUUGUGACUUUAUACGAAAGUUAUAAAUCAUCAGACUGUAAUGAUACUAGAAAAGCAUUGAGACAAUCUUUGUGUGAAUAUUAUAAUAACCAUUCACAAUCCGUUGAUUCUGAUGUUGAAGAAUUUACUUCAUUUGCUACUGAUAGAUCAUAUUCCUCUACUUCUACGAAGUCUACUUCAGAAAUUUAUUCAGCCAAUGAAGCAGUCACAAAUAAUCGAGCAUGUCCAACAAAAAUAUGCUCAAGUUCAAAUACCGUUACCAAGAGCGUCAGUGUUGUAAAGACGUCAAGCGGUGAAGAUAUAUUCGAUAUCUUCAGCAAAUAUAACAAAGAUCAAUUAUGCGCUUUCUACAAAAAGAAGAAUUUAUCUAGUAUUGAGAAUUUGUAUUUGGAUUAUAUCAAGAAUACUUCAGAUUCAACCAAAUUGACAGCGUACAAAGAUGCUUUGUAUAAACAUUAUUCAAAGGAAAGCUCUAUUGACACUGUUAUUACUGAACUAAAAGAAAUCGUUAGUUCCGUAACAUCUUCGAGCUCUAGUUCAAGUUCCAGUACCGUUACCAAGAGCGUCAGUGUUGUAAAGACGUCAAGCGGUGAAGAUAUAUUCGAUAUCUUCAGCAAAUAUAACAAAGAUCAAUUAUGCGCUUUCUACAAAAAGAAGAAUUUAUCUAGUAUUGAGAAUUUGUAUUUGGAUUAUAUCAAGAAUACUUCAGAUUCAACCAAAUUGACAGCGUACAAAGAUGCUUUGUAUAAACAUUAUUCAAAGGAAAGCUCUAUUGACACUGUUAUUACUGAACUAAAAGAAAUCGUUAGUUCCGUAACAUCUUCGAGCUCUAGUUCAAGUUCCAGUACCGUUACCAAGAGCGUCAGUGUUGUAAAGACGUCAAGCGGUGAAGAUAUAUUCGAUAUCUUCAGCAAAUAUAACAAAGAUCAAUUAUGCGCUUUCUACAAAAAGAAGAAUUUAUCUAGUAUUGAGAAUUUGUAUUUGGAUUAUAUCAAGAAUACUUCAGAUUCAACCAAAUUGACAGCGUACAAAGAUGCUUUGUAUAAACAUUAUUCAAAGGAAAGCUCUAUUGACACUGUUAUUACUGAACUAAAAGAAAUCGUUAGUUCCGUAACAUCUUCGAGCUCUAGUUCAAGUUCCAGUACCGUUACCAAGAGCGUCAGUGUUGUAAAGACGUCAAGCGGUGAAGAUAUAUUCGAUAUCUUCAGCAAAUAUAACAAAGAUCAAUUAUGCGCUUUCUACAAAAAGAAGAAUUUAUCUAGUAUUGAGAAUUUGUAUUUGGAUUAUAUCAAGAAUACUUCAGAUUCAACCAAAUUGACAGCGUACAAAGAUGCUUUGUAUAAACAUUAUUCAAAGGAAAGCUCUAUUGACACUGUUAUUACUGAACUAAAAGAAAUCGUUAGUUCCGUAACAUCUUCGUGCUCUAGUUCACGUUCUAGUACCGUUACCAAGAGCGUCAGUGUAGUAAAGACGUCAAGCGGUGUAGAUAUAUUCGAUAUCUUCAGCAAAUAUAACAAAGAUCAAUUAUGCGCUUUCUACAAAAAGAAGAAUUUAUCUAGUAUUGAGAAUUUGUAUUUGGAUUAUAUCAAGAAUACUUCAGAUUCAACCAAAUUGACAGCGUACAAAGAUGCUUUGUAUAAACAUUAUUCAAAGGAAAGCUCUAUUGACACUGUUAUUACUGAACUAAAAGAAAUCGUUAGUUCCGUAACAUCUUCGUGCUCUAGUUCACGUUCUAGUACCGUUACCAAGAGCGUCAGUGUAGUAAAGACGUCAAGCGGUGUAGAUAUAUUCGAUAUCUUCAGCAAAUAUAACAAAGAUCAAUUAUGCGCUUUCUACAAAAAGAAGAAUUUAUCUAGUAUUGAGAAUUUGUAUUUGGAUUAUAUCAAGAAUACUUCAGAUUCAACCAAAUUGACAGCGUACAAAGAUGCUUUGUAUAAACAUUAUUCAAAGGAAAGCUCUAUUGACACUGUUAUUACUGAACUAAAAGAAGUCGUUAGUUCCGUAACAUCUUCAAGCUCCAAUUCAACAAUAGUAUGUGGAAGAAGUUGUCCAACAGAAUAUUCUUUAGAAACCGAUAGUACAAAGACUGAAUCUACUGUAAGUUCUUCUAGUACAAUUAUGUCAAGCUCAAGUUCAAGUUCGAGUAGCGUUAGUAUUGUAAAGACAUCAAGCGAAUACUUCAGAUUCAACCAAAUUAACAGCAUNAAGAAUACUUUAGAUUCAACCAAAUUGACAGCGUACAAAGAUGCUUUAUAUAAACAUUAUUCAAAGGAAAGCUCUAUUGACACUGUUAUUACUGAACUAAAAGAAAUCGUUAGUUCCGUAACAUCUUCGAGUUCGAGUUCAAGUUCAAGUAGCGUUACCAAGAGCGUCAGUGUAGUAAAGACAUCAAGCGGUGAAGAUAUAUUCGAUAUCUUCAGCAAAUAUAACAAAGAUCAAUUAUGCGCUUUCUACAAAAAGAAGAAUUUAUCUUGUAUUGAGAAUUUGUAUUUGGAUUAUAUCAAGAAUACUUUAGAUUCAACCAAAUUGACAGCGUACAAAGAUGCUUUAUAUAAACAUUAUUCAAAGGAAAGCUCUAUUGACACUGUUAUUACUGAACUAAAAGAAAUCGUUAGUUCCGUAACAUCUUCGAGUUCGAGUUCGAGUUCAAGUUCUAGUACCGUUACCAAGAGCGUCAGUGUAGUAAAGACAUCAAGUGGUGAAGACAUUUUUGAUGUGUUUAAUGAUUGCAGUAACAAAGAUCUUGUAAACUUCUUUAAGGAAAGAGAUAUGAAACACAUUACAAAUUUAUUUGUCCAAUAUAAAAAAAAUGAAACAAAAGAGACUAAAGUUGCCUUUAGAAACGCAUUGUACGAAUACUACCAAAAUAAUAAAAAUCUUGAAACUGAUAUUACUAAAAUAAGGAGUUUCUGUUCUUCAAACAGUUCCACCUCCGUUAAAUCUACAAGUAGUUGUGUCAGUGUCGUAAAGACAUCUAAAGGAGAAGACAUUUUUGAUGUGUUUAAUGAUUGCAGUAACAAAGAUCUUUUAAACUUCUUUAAGGAAAGAGAUAUGAAACACAUUACAAAUUUAUUUGUCCAAUAUAAAAAAAAUGAAACAAAAGAGACUAAAGUUGCCUUUAGAAACGCAUUGUACGAAUACUACCAAAAUAAUAAAAAUCUUGAAACUGACAUUACUAAAAUAAGGAGUUUCUGUUCUUCAAACAGUUCCACCUCCGUUAAAUCUACAAGUAGUUGUGUCAGUGUCGUAAAGACAUCUAAAGGAGAAGACAUUUUUGAUGUGUUUAAUGAUUGCAGUAACAAAGAUCUUUUAAACUUCUUUAAGGAAAGAGAUAUGAAACACAUUACAAAUUUAUUUGUCCAAUAUAAAAAAAAUGAAACAAAAGAGACUAAAGUUGCCUUUAGAAACGCAUUGUACGAAUACUACCAAAAUAAUAAAAAUCUUGAAACUGAUAUUACUAAAAUAAGGAGUUUCUGUUCUUCAAAUUGUUCAUCCUGCAAGUCGAAAAGUCAUACUCAAGUGUGUAAAAAAUGUGUCUCUAAAGAUUCUAAUAAUAGUUCGAGUGAUGAAUCAAAAUCAAAUAAACGAGGUGUUGUUCGAAAUUCAAACGGUAAGGAUAUUUUUAACUUGUUUAAUAACUAUAAUCAAAAGCAGUUGUGUGCAUUUUUCAAGAAAAAAGGUAUGUCUGAACUUGAAAAAAUAUAUGUAGAAUAUAAAAAUUGUAAUUCAGGUAAAACAAAGAAAGCUUUUAAAUGUGCAUUGUAUAAUUACUACUCUAAACAUUUAUGUAUUGAUACGGACUUAGCUGAAUUGAAAGAAUUCGUAAAAACUGCGUGUUCAUCAAAUUGUAACACAAAAUCUAGUUCUAUUUCAAAAAGCAUAUCUGUAGUUAAAACAUCAAGUGGUGAAGAUAUUUUCGACUUGUUAAAGAAAUAUAAUAAAGAUCAACUUUGUGCAUUCUUUAAAAAGAAGCGGCUAUCAAAUAUUGAAAAACUUUACUUAGACUACAUUAAAUGUACCUCAAACUCCGCUAAAUUAUCUGCUUACAAAAAGGCUGUGUAUGAUCACUAUUCUAAUAAUAAAUGCAUUGACACAGACGUUAAUGAUUUAAAAGAAUUUGUUAAAACCUUCUCCUCAUCCAGUUCUAGUUCAACUUCUGUUUCAAAAAGUGUAUGCUCGUCUGGUGUAAUGACUUCAAAUGGUAAAGACAUUUUUGAUGUGUUUGAUGAUUGUUCUGAAGAUAAAGUUGUUGGAUUUUUCAAUAAAAAAGGUUUAGUGGAUAUUGCAUCUGCAUACAAACGCUAUAAAUCAUCAGUGUGUGAAAAAAAUAGAAAUUCAUUUAGAGAUGCUUUAUAUAAAUAUUAUUCAUGCCAUAGUUGUGUAGAUCUUGAUGUAAAAGAAUUUAAUUCUUAUUCUUCAGCGACUUCAUCAUCAACAUCUUCAUAUUAUUCUGCAAAUGAAGUAUCAUCAUGUUCUUGUUCUUGCUAA
Messenger RNA from Daktulosphaira vitifoliae (grape phylloxera), 4740 nucleotides. RefSeq names its product serine-rich adhesin for platelets-like. Bases 1 to 4740 code for a protein of 1579 amino acids. The transcript has 5 exons. NCBI's taxonomy places the organism in Eukaryota, Metazoa, Arthropoda, Insecta, Hemiptera, Phylloxeridae. The record is from RefSeq and is a predicted model, not a curated record.